Medicago truncatula (barrel medic) is the source of this 1537-nucleotide messenger RNA. RefSeq names its product hypersensitive-induced reaction 1 protein. The record is from RefSeq and is a predicted model, not a curated record. The coding region runs from base 150 to 1010 and encodes 286 amino acids. The transcript has 6 exons. Lineage: Eukaryota; Viridiplantae; Streptophyta; Magnoliopsida; Fabales; Fabaceae.
UGUAUUUUCUUGUAUCAUUAAAAAAAUAUAUAUAUCUUUUUUGUGAAUCAAUAUAUAGAAUUUGUUUUCACGAUCAUACAUCCUUCCUAAAGAUACACUUUAUAGCUUCACGGGACGCGAUAAUUUAAGUGCAUUGCAGUGAAAAGAAAAUGGGGAAUCUUGUGUGUUGUGUGCAAGUUGAUCAAUCUCAAGUGGCUAUGAAAGAAGGUUUUGGAAAAUUUGAAAAGGUGCUUCAGCCGGGAUGCCAUUGCAUGCCAUGGUUCCUUGGAAAAAGAAUUGCUGGUCAUCUCUCUCUUCGGGUACAACAAUUGGAUAUCAAAUGUGAGACCAAGACAAAGGAUAACGUCUUUGUCAAUGUUGUUGCUUCUAUUCAAUACCGGGCCUUGGCAGACAAGGCGAAUGAUGCAUUUUACAAACUUAGCAACACAAGAAACCAAAUUCAAGCUUAUGUUUUUGAUGUAAUUAGGGCAAGUGUUCCAAAACUCAACUUGGAUGAUACUUUUGAGCAGAAAAAUGAAAUUGCAAAAGCUGUGGAAGAAGAACUUGAGAAGGCUAUGUCAGCUUAUGGAUAUGAAAUUGUUCAAACACUGAUUACUGAUAUAGAGCCAGAUGUCCAUGUGAAGCGGGCUAUGAAUGAAAUCAAUGCAGCUGCAAGAAUGAGGUUGGCAGCUAAAGAGAAGGCUGAAGCAGAGAAAAUCUUGCAAAUUAAGCGAGCCGAGGGUGAGGCUGAGUCUAAAUAUCUCUCUGGGUUGGGUAUUGCUCGCCAGCGUCAAGCGAUUGUGGAUGGUUUGAGAGACAGUGUGAUUGGAUUUUCAGUUAAUGUACCAGGGACGACUGCAAAAGAUGUCAUGGAUAUGGUCCUUGUCACUCAAUACUUUGACACUAUGAAAGAAAUUGGUGCUGCCUCCAAGUCUUCUGCUGUGUUCAUUCCACAUGGACCUGGUGCUGUUCGUGAUGUAGCUAGCCAAAUUCGUGAUGGACUUCUCCAGGGUUCUCUAUCUCAUCAGUAACUUCUACUCCUCCUGCUUCAUAUCUGAUUUAUGUGGGGGUGUGGUGAUUUUAUAGUGCUUGUGGUUGUAACGCUUCAGUAUGUUAUAUUAUUUAGUACACUGGAAAGUUGAUCCUCCAAAUAUUUCGGCAUCGGUAUAUCAGUCUUGCAAAAAAUAAAUGUCAUUAAGUUAAUCCUUCAAUGAUUUAAAACAAGGGUCAUUGGGGCACUGGUUAAGGAAGCCAAAAGAAGAAAUUAAAAAUAAAAAGAUAUUUUUUAUACUUUUAAUGCAUUGAUUACAGAACUUCCAAUGCAAAUAUUACUAUAUUUGCUUCCUUAACCAAUGUCCGGGGGCAUCGAUUAACAUUUUCCUUAAAACAAUUAUCACAUUUUCUCGAGGAAAAUGGUGAUGCCAAUUAAAAUUUGGUAAAUGUUGUGUGUUUUAAAUGGAUUUAUUGAUGAUAAAUUCUUUGGAGGAUGAUUUAAAGGAAUUACUCUUGUUUUAUACUUCCAGUUUGCAACUCUUAAUAUAGAUAUGAGUUUUCUACA